AUGGAUGCUGACCAUUAUGAAGAAAAAUAAAAAAUCAUUCAAGAUGCAGUUGAAAAGCAAAAACAAAUUCGUGAUAAACUAAAGGACGAAAUAGACGGAGGAUUAAAGGAACGUACUUAAAAUAAUAAAAAUUUAAAAAAAGCUGAAGACGAUGAACAUUUUAUGGACGAAGAUAUAAUAUAUUUAUUAAAUAAAUUAAAGAAAAUAGAAAAUUAAAUUCUAGGCUACGAAGUCGAAAACGAAAAACUUUCCAAAAUGAUAACAUAGCUCUAAAAAGAGUAAGAAAAAUACGGAAUAGAAGCAACAUAAGCACAUGCAAAAUAUUACUAGACAUGCGAGGAAGUAAAAAUUAAGAUUAACCAAAUAGCAGAAUAAAAAUAAAAAAAUAAUGCAAUUCUUGCCAAAUUAAAACAUUAAUAACAUUUAUAUGAAGCAGUAAGAUCAGAUCAACUUGAAAAAGAAAGAGUUAUGAAAGCUAUCAAAUCCACUGAAGAAGUGAUAAAAAAUCAAGAAAAUCAUAUAUCUAGGCUAAAAUAUACUAUCUAAGAACUCAAAGCCGAAUAAUAAAGACUUUAAAAAGACUUAGAAAUGGUCGUUAAUGAAAGAGAUAUUUUAAGUACUUAAUUGAUUAAAAGAAAUUAAGAAUUAAAAGUUUUAGAAGAAAAAAUUAAAUUAUAAUAAAGUAAUCUUACUAAAGGCGAAAUUUUUUAUAGAGAAAAAUAAUUAGAACUUCAAAGUCUUAAAAACGAACUUAAUUUAGUUAUUAAUGAACUGAAAAAUACUUAGGAAUAAAUAUCUUGUAUUCCUGAUCUUAGGAAUGAAAUUAAUUUAUUAUAAAAAGAUAUUUUGGCUGAAAAAACUAAAAUUAAAGCUCUUUAAGAUGAAUUAGAGAAUCCUCUUAAUGUACAUAGAUGGAGAAAAUUAGAAGCCACAGAUUAAGAUAAUUUUGAAAGAAUUCUUAAAAUUUAAACUUUAUAAAGAAGACUUAUUGCAAAAACGGAAGAAGUUUAAGAAAAAGAAAAAUUAAUUAAAGAAAAAGAAAAACUUUUUAUGGAACUUAAAAGCAUUUUAGCUAGAUAACCUGGACCUGAAAUACAUUAAUAAUUGGUCAGUUAUAAGGAUAGUUUAAAAGAAAAAACAGGAUAAAUGAAAAAAAUGUUAGCUGAAAUUAAAAAUACAAGAGAAUAAAUGCCUUUAUAAAUAAAUUAAUAAUAAUCAAAGCUUUAAAAUAAUUGA
Molecule: messenger RNA, 1236 nt
Organism: Ichthyophthirius multifiliis
Lineage: Eukaryota; Ciliophora; Oligohymenophorea; Hymenostomatida
Exons: 4
Cellular component (GO): cytoskeleton
Source: RefSeq, a predicted model, not a curated record